Triticum aestivum (bread wheat) is the source of this 1621-nucleotide messenger RNA. RefSeq lists its product as uncharacterized. NCBI's taxonomy places the organism in Eukaryota, Viridiplantae, Streptophyta, Magnoliopsida, Poales, Poaceae. Gene Ontology annotation, biological process: regulation of DNA-templated transcription. The transcript has 2 exons. The record is from RefSeq and is a predicted model, not a curated record. Bases 81 to 1235 code for a protein of 384 amino acids. Gene Ontology annotation, molecular function: double-stranded DNA binding.
CCAGAUCAGAACAGAUCACACCCACGCAAAUCACUCCACCGCGCUUUCCCCAUUCCCUCGCCGCCGCCGCCGCCGCCGCCAUGCUCCGGCUCCGGUGCUGCCUCCUCACCCAGCUCCUCUCAUCUCCCUCCGCGUCUCCCGCCUCCCACCUCCGCCGCCUCUUCUCCGCCGCCGCGCCCGCCGUCUCCCCGAACCCUAGCUUCGCGGUGGAGGAGUACCUCGUCGCCACCUGCGGCCUCACCCGACCCCAGGCCCUCAAGGCCUCCGCCAAGCUCUCCCACCUCAAGUCCCCCUCCAAUCCCGACGCCGUCCUCGCCAUCCUCGCCGGCCUCGGCCUCUCCAGCGCCGACGUCGCCGCCCUCGUCGCCAAGGACCCGCAGUUCCUCUGCGCCAAAGUGGAGAGAACCCUGGCCCCCGUCGUCGCUGGGCUCACCGGCCUCGGCCUCUCACGUUCUGACAUCGCGCACCUCGUCUCGCUCUCCCGUGACAAGUUCCGAUGUAGAUCCUUCGUCUCAAAUCUGCAAUACUUCCUGCACCUCUUCGGCUCCUUUGAGAACCUCCUCCCUGCUCUCAGGCGCGGCUCAUGCUUUCUCUCAGCCGACCUUGAGACAGUGGUCAAGCCCAAUGUUGCCUUCCUGCGUUCCUGCGGGCUAGGUGACUGUGACAUUGCCAAGUUGUGCAUGGCUCAGCUAAUGCUGCUUGGCUCCAACAUAGAGUGCGUCCGGGCAAUGGCAGCACGCGCCCAAGAUAUUGGUGUGCCCUGUGGCUCUCGGAUGUUCAGGCACGCGCUGCAGGCUGUUGCAUUCCUCAGCAAUGAGAAGAUCGCCGCCAAAGUGGAGCACUUGAAGAAGAUGUUCAGGUGGUCUGAUGUCGAGGUGCGCAUUGCUUUGUCCACGCUUCCGCCUCUGCUGAUGAGGUCUAACCAUAUGCUGGAGAGCAAGUCAGAGUUCCUAAUAUCCAAGGUGGGGUUUGAACCAGCAUACAUUGCUCAUCAUCCGGCAUUGCUCACAUACAGCCUGGAGGGCCGGAUCAUACCCCGGUACUAUGUUGUAAAGUUUCUCAAGGAAAAUGGACUGCUGGAUCACAACCGGAGCUACUAUUCUGCAGUCAUUGUGAUGGAGAAAGUAUUCGUGGACAAGUACAUAUCCCCUCACAAGGAAGUUGCACCAUACCUUGCUGAAGACUAUGAUGCCGCUUGCAGAGGGGAAGUGCCGACUAGAUUCAAAUUUACAUGAAAAUUGACGGCGCGUUCUUUCUUUCAGAAGAUGUGCUAAAACCGGAUGCAGAUGCAUGGUGUCCCCUUCUUGUUCUUCCAGGAGAUCGACGAAGCAGGGCGCUUUGACUCUGCUAUCAUGUAUGUGAUUCUGAAGGUAUUUGUGGACUUGACGCCUUGCGUGAAGAAGCUCCUACUUUUGUCCUUUUGAAAUUUGCAAUUUCAGUAAACCUUAUUUCUAGUAAUUCUGAAUCAGAAUAAGAUCUGAUUAGUUAACUCUGAAUCUUUCAGCCACCAAGUUAAGAUAUCUAUAGUAACCGCUUAAAUGUUAUAGCCAUGUUUGUUUUACUCGAACCAGAGCUGCAAAAUAAACACGAAUCUUACAACAAAGUUGGUCAUUAAUGCAAA